AAGCGGCGGUAGAGAGGGGGGAGCGCGAGGGGGGAGCGCGAGCGAGGGGGGAGAACCAAGAACCAAAAGUCGGUGUUUGAACCGGAGGAGGAAAAACAUAAUCAUGCGGAAUCCAUGAAACGUGCACAUUCUAAACCCCCACGCCGUGGAUCGUUGUCACGCGCGGGCACAGAGGCCGAUCGAGGGUAAGACCUCAUUGGCUGGUGUGACCCCAAAGGCCCGCCUCCACUCAAGGUGGGCCCCGAUUGGCCGAACCGUAUCCUGUGGGAAAAUGGCCGCCCUCAACUGAAGAGCUAAGCGCCGCAAAAGUCACCGUUCACUCAUUUCCAGGUGAACCGUGACCCCUCCCCCACCGAUUUGCUCCAGAGUACUAUGGCAAUGCAUGAUAUGAGUCGAGCCAAGGGUUUCCCCUGUAAAGAGUGUGAUAUGGUUUGUCCGAGUACUCCAAGUCUCCUAGAACACAUGAAAGCACAUUACCAGCAGGAAGAGAACGGGCGCUUUGAGUGUGAACAGUGUGGUAGAAUCUACAAGCACGCAGCCAGCCUCGCCAACCAUAAGAAGUCUCACGAGGUGGGUUCCUUCCAGUGCCCCGUCUGCACCCGCACGCUGCCCAACGCCGUGGCCCUAAAGAACCACCUGCGUAUCCACACGCUUUCCCCCAGCAGCGCACACGCAGAGGAGGAGAGCGAGGAGGUGCCUGAGGAGGCAGGCCACGACGAGAGGGAUUACAGCCUCGCCCAGGACCUCUCCGACGGCUUCGGGCGCCCUCACCUGAACAACAGCAGCGUGGGACACGGCGUCCUGCCCAGCCACGAGACAGAAGACCACGGGAAGAAAGGCUCCCCCGAAUCCGACGACGCCUGGGAUCGACCCUUCAAGUGUGACCAGUGCGACCGGACCUACCGGCACCACGGCAGCCUGGUGAACCAUAAGAAGUGUCACCAACAGGGAACCUUCAAGUGCUCCGUGUGUUUCAAGCAGUUCAGCAACCUGGCGGCCUUAAACAGCCACGAGAGAACUCACUCCAAGUUCAAGACCCCCGGUGCGACCAUGGUGAGCGGCGUCGGGAACAGCCUCCACGGGUCGGAGCGCGGCGGAACGCAGUCGUCACAGAGCGAUGACACAGCCUCUUGUUUCUGUCACCUCUGCCAGAUUGCGCUGCCCAACAAGACAGACUUUCAGGAGCACAUCCUGCUGCACAACGCGGCCUCGCCCUCGCUCGGCCUGCCGCGCAGCUUCCCGGGCAUCAUGCCCCACAACUUGAGCGCAGUACGAGCGCCGGUGUACCCCCCCGCCCUGGGCGACCCUCUGCCGCUGCCACCGCUGCCCAGUGACAAGAGAGGCCCCUACGACCCCAUCAUGGGCCCCCCGGUCAACAACCCCAUCUACACCUGCGCGUAUUGUGGCGCAGGACACCCGGAUCUGGACACCCUUAAGGUCCACUAUCUGACUCACGACCCCCACCCUGGCUCCCACGGCCAGGACAACUCGCUGCUCAAUUCGGACACGCUGAGCUCCGGCUCACAGGGCUCUGUGUCCUCGCCCUCUGGGGGCCGCGUGCCCCAGGCCAACUCGCCGGAGGACGGAGAUCGUCGCUUCAAGUGCGGCGAGUGUGGCAAAAGCUACCGGCACGCAGGGAGCCUGGUCAACCACAAGCGCUGCCACCAGACGGGACACUACCAGUGCACCAUCUGCUGCAAGCAGUACCCCCACCUGGCUGCACUGCACAGCCACCUGCGCAGCCACAAAGGGCGCGGCGCCAACCAGUCCAUCAACAACGACAGCAACGACUGGCUGUCCCCGGAGCCGCUGACCCUGGACUCCCAGCAGAGCUACGUACAAGAGGGCAGUGGGGCGACCACUCCCAUCUCCCUGCCAGGGAACCUGGGGGACUCCGCCCACUUUGUACCCGACGGCGGCCACAGCAGCGGCCUGGACUCUCUGGAGUUCCACGACCGCUUUGACGGCGGCUCGCUCUCCCAGAGCAACUCUGCCCACCGCCAGGCCGACCGCCACGUGUGCGCCGACUGCGGCGAGAUGUAUGGAGACGUGUCCGGCAUCAAGUCGCACAUGUGCCCCCGCCGCGGCCAGCAGCCGCAGCAGAGCACCAUGUCCAACGGCUUCAUGGGUGGCAUGAACUAUCACGGCUCCGGUGGAACCGCGCUGCCCACUGGGAGCUCCAGCAGCCUAAAAGAAGGCAGUGGCCAUCGACAGUACUCCCAGGGCGGGGGCAAGAGGAUGAGCAGCAACGACAAGGACGACGAAGACGACGGGGAGGUUUACCAGUGCUCUGUGUGCGGCAACCACUACGCCAGCCUCAGGGCCCUCAGAAGCCACCUGCGCAGCCACGCCAACAACCCCACAGGGCCGGGGCCUUCCAGCCUGGAGCAGGAGUGGAGGAUGAUCUGCUCCACCUGCGGCCAGAGCUUCUCCAGGAAGCAGGACCUCCUGAACCACCAGCUGGUCCACGGGCCCCAAAGGCAGGACGGCCAGCAGCAGCAAGGCAUCGCAGGAGGCUCGACUAAUGGCAACGACAAGAUGGACGGACGCAACCACAUCUGUGUGGACUGCGGCAUGUUCUUUGCCGACCGGCACCACCUGAUCACCCACCUGUGCCCGGGUAAGAAUCGGGCCAGCUCUCUGAGCAAGCAGGCCCUGAAUGGAGCCAAAGGAAUGUCCGGAGGAGACGGUGUGAGCGGGGCGGGGGGAGCCGGGGGGAGCCGUGACGUUGGCAGUGACGGACGCAGGCCUAUGGUCGACCAAAGCGACAAGCCCCACAAGUGUGACCAGUGUGGGCGGGGCUACAGACACCCAUGCUCACUCCUUAACCACAAGAAGUCACACAAGACCGGUGUGUUCCGCUGUCUUGUCUGUCAGAAGCGUUACUACAACCUGCUGGCUCUCAAGAACCACCAGAGGACCCACUUCGAUCUCAAGAGGCACAAGUGUGAAGAAUGUGGCAAAGCAUUCAAGAUCCAAAAGCAGCUGAUAAACCACCUGCGCCUCCACGAGGAGCACCGGGCCAAAGGUCUGGUACGGACCGGUACCAACGGCUCCCGCUUCCAGCAGCCCGGGCCGUCCCAAAUGCAGAGCAUGAGGGGGGAGUCCUCUAAGAGCCAGGCCAUGGGCGCAAAGUACAGCCACCAGGGCUUCAAGAAGCCCUACUCCUCGGCUGGGACCUCCAGGCCACAGAAGUUCGACCCGUCAGAGACCGGGCGACGGCCCUUCGCCUGCGAGGAAUGCGGCAAGACAUAUCGGCACGCCGGCAGCCUGGCCAACCACAAGAACCUUCACAAAAUCGGGGAGUACCACUGCAAUGUCUGCAACUCCACGUACCCCAACCGGCUGGCCAUGAAAAACCACCUGCGCCUCCACUUCGCCCAGAAGAAGCACAACUGCCAGGAGUGCGGCAAGGGCUUCCGCACCCAGCGGCAGCUGGCCACCCACACCACGGCAGGCCUGUGCAAAGGGCCUCAGGGCCCCGGGGUCCAGAUGGACUUUGAGUGCGACGGCUGUUGCGAGGGCUUCACCACGGCAGACGAGCUGGCGGCCCACGACUGCCCCGCCCAGCACCUGCCCUCCUCCUCAUCAACCAACACCUCGGCCAACAUCAGCUUGGAGAGGAGCUCUGUGGACCUGGACUCGGACGAGAGGCCCUAUGCCUGCGACCUGUGCAGCUGCGCCUACAAGCACGCCAGCUCCCUGCUCAACCACAAGCACACGCACAAGACCGGCAACUUCCGCUGCAACUUCUGUGACAAGCCGUACACCAACUACAUGGCGCUGCGCAACCACAUGCGCAUCCACACCCAGCGGAAGAAGCACAUCUGCCACACGUGCGGCAAGGCCUUUCGGCUGGCCCGUUUCCUCCGGAACCACCAGAAGGUCCACGAGGAGGGUGCCACCCCCUUCGGCUGCCCCACCUGCGGGAAGAGCUUCCAAGGCCGCUCGGGUCUGGCCCGGCACCGAUGCGGGGACAACCAGGUAGGCAUGGAAGUGAGGAGGAAGGCCACGGCACCCCCGGGAGAGGGCGACGAGUGUCGGUACACAUGUGACCAGUGCGGCCGGUCCUACCGCCACGCCAGCUCCCUCCUCAACCACAAGAACACCCACACCGUCGGCAUCUACCACUGCGCCGUGUGCCUCAAGACCUACUCCAAUCUGCUCGCCCUGAAGAACCACCGCCGCAUCCACUCAGAGACGCGGCGCCACCGUUGCCACGACUGCGGCAAGGCCUUCCGUGUGUCCUCGCAGCUCUACAACCACCGCCGCGUCCACCAGAAGCAGCGGGAGCUGACCUGCCGGUCCUGCCAGCGAGCCUUCCCCACUCAGGCCAGCUUCCGGCUCCACAUGGAGAUCAGCCACGGCCAGCCGCCUCAGCCCCGCCAGCCCAGACCCCAGCAGCCCCGGCCUGGGGGCUCCCAGGAGCUGGGCUGGGGGUCCGGCCUGGACCUCACCCUGAUGCAGGAGCAAGGACUCAACCCGAGCGCCACGGGGAGGGCCCGAAGCCGGGGGGGCCGCGGCGAGGCCCUCAAGCCCCACGUGUGCGACCAGUGCGGUCGGUCCUACCGCCACGCCAGCUCGCUGCUCAACCACAAGAACAGCCACAAGACCGGGACCUAUUUCUGCAACUCCUGCCAGAAGGAGUUCCCCAACCUCAUGUCCCUCAAGAACCACCGGCGGAUCCACACUGAGCCCAAACGCUACCAGUGCCCCGACUGCGGCAAGUCCUUCCGGGUCUCCACCCAGCUGGUGUGCCACCGCCGCAUCCACACCAAAGAGAAGCCCUUCUCCUGCCAGCAGUGCGACAAGCGCUUCUCUUCCCGGUCCAACCUGAGGCACCACAUGAAGGUGCACUGGAGCGGCUCCUCAGCACCCCCCCCAAGGGCCAUGGGCACACCUAACUUCCUGGGUAUGCCCGGCGGUGCCUUCAUAUAACCUGAGGGAUGAGGGAGGGGGGGGGUGUGAGGAAAGGAGGGUGCAGGCAGGGUAUCGAGGAUCCAUUGGAAUCGGGACUCGCUUUGCGAUUUACCCGGAAUCGUUCAAAAGUAAAAAAAUUGGAUUCCUAGUUUCGAUUCUCAGUCCGCCGGCGCUGACCGGAAAAAGAAACCGCUGAACACCAACGAAGAAGAGUCCACCGGAAGUGUUGUUAUAACAGAGCGAUCGAACAUGGACGGCGUGCGUCGGCGCUCCAAAGUGUGGUUACACUUCUCGAAACAAACCCAAAACUAGUUUCAUGCAUAAGAGGGUGCACGUCAAAUAUGAUGAAGCACCUCCGAGGUCAUGGAGUGGAAGUAAAUGUGUGCCCCGUCUUUGAUUUAUAUUGUACUUUUUAUUAACUUUCAUACUAAAGUUAAUAAAAAGUAAGAAGUUCAUAGAAUUAACAUUGAUGGAGAAGGUCAGACUAUUUCCUUCAGAAAGACCCUUGGUUAGCGAGCUCAUUUAAAAUAACUUUUUGACCUGCCUCUUAAAAGAAUCGGAAUCAAAACAGGGAAUCUGAAUCGUUCAAAUUCAAACGAUACCCAACCCUAGUGCAGGGGGUCAAAGUGCAGUCCCAUGCCAAGGUUU
Molecule: messenger RNA, 5568 nt
Organism: Pungitius pungitius (ninespine stickleback)
Lineage: Eukaryota; Metazoa; Chordata; Actinopteri; Perciformes; Gasterosteidae
Product: zinc finger protein 646
Exons: 4
Coding region: 373-4938 (1521 amino acids)
Biological process (GO): regulation of transcription by RNA polymerase II
Cellular component (GO): nucleus
Molecular function (GO): DNA-binding transcription factor activity, RNA polymerase II-specific; RNA polymerase II transcription regulatory region sequence-specific DNA binding
Source: RefSeq, a predicted model, not a curated record